Pelecanus crispus (Dalmatian pelican) is the source of this 3225-nucleotide messenger RNA. The record is from RefSeq and is a predicted model, not a curated record. Lineage: Eukaryota; Metazoa; Chordata; Aves; Pelecaniformes; Pelecanidae.
GGCCCAAAGGGAGAAAAUGUUGGUUCGAUCACUCAGCCUCUUCCCAGCAGCUACUUGAUUUUCAGAGCAGCCUCCGAAUCAGAUGGCCGAUGCUGGCUGGAUGCUUUGGAACUUGCCCUGCGUUGCUCCAGCCUUUUCAGGCUCAGUGCCUCCAAGCAGGGAAAGGAUGGAGAAAUGAACUGCUCGAGCGAUUCUGCGCAUGCAGGGCUCAACCACCUCUUGCACACAAGCACUAUCUCAGACCAGGAGUUCUUCCAUUUGAAUGAAUCAGCCCUGGAGAACCACCACCAUUUGGAAAAUGAUGCUUUUUCGGACAAGUCUGAGAGAGACAACGUAGAAGAGUCGGAAAAUGAAACACAUGAGAACAGCCGGAAGACAAAUGAAAGUGAGAGCGAUCAGUCAGAAAUCCAUGGAGAGGUCUCUCUGGGAAGGAAAGGGACAACUUAUAUUGAACAAAUCUAUGAGGAAUUUGGGGAGACAGGUGAAUCGUCUCAAACAGAAACCGUCUCUGAGGAGAACAAGAGCUUGAUGUGGAUCCUGCUGAAGCAGCUGCGGCCCGGCAUGGACCUGUCACGGGUGGUGCUGCCCACCUUCAUCCUGGAGCCACGCUCGUUCCUUAACAAACUCUCUGAUUACUACUACCAUGCUGACCUGCUUUCCCAGGCUGUCCUUGAAGAUGAUCCAUAUAGUCGAAUGAAGCAAGUUUUGAGGUGGUACCUGUCCGGCUUCUAUAAGAAGCCAAAGGGAAUAAAAAAGCCAUACAACCCUAUUCUGGGAGAGACAUUUCGCUGCUGUUGGUUUCACCCUCAGACAAACAGUCACACAUUUUACAUAGCAGAACAGGUCUCCCAUCAUCCGCCAGUGUCAGCUUUUCAUGUCAGCAAUAGGAAGGACGGAUUCUGCAUUACUGGCAGCAUCCUAGCUAGGUCCAAGUUUUAUGGUAACUCACUUUCUGCACUGUUGGAUGGGAAAGCAAAGCUUACGUUUCUAAACAGGGGGGAAGAUUAUAUAAUUACUAUGCCAUACGCCCACUGUAAAGGACUUUUAUAUGGUACCAUGACAAUGGAGCUUGGAGGGAAAGUUACCAUCGACUGUGAGAAAACUAACCACAGGGCAGAACUGGAAUUCAAGCUAAAACCGUUCUUCGGUGGCAGCGCAAGCAUUAAUCAAAUCUCUGGGAAGAUUAAAUCAGGAGAAGAAGUGUUAGCAAGUCUCAAUGGACACUGGGAUGGGGAAGUGCAUAUAAAUGAGUUGAAAAACGGGAAUGCGGAAGUGUUCUGGAACCCGACCAGUGAAGUACGAAGGCAGAGACUGAAGCGCCAUAUUGUGCUGUUUGAGGAGCAGACGGACUUUGAGUCGGAGAGGCUUUGGCAGCACGUUACCAGUGCAAUAAACAAAGGUGAUCAGCACAAGGCGACACAGGAAAAAUUUGUGCUGGAAGAGGAGCAGAGAAGAGAGAAUGGCACAGAAUGGAAACCGCUGCUCUUCCAGCACGAUGCCACGACUAACGAAUGGCACUACAAAUAUGAGGAUUUAAGACCUUGGGAUCCUUUGAAUGAUAUUGCCCAAUUUGAGAAGAAUGGGAUACUUCAGACCAUGGAAAGACACUUAUCCACAAGGAUGUCAAACCACAAAACAACAUGCCUAAACAAUCAAAUUACACGGCACAAGAGGUCUGCCAAAGACUGCAGGCGCCGCAAAACCAGUGAUCAGCCAUCCAACCACAGCCAGAAUACAGAGAGCAGCUGCUCAACGCCAGAGUCGGUGCAGGAGCUCUCAGAUGAUGAUGGGUUUGAAAGCCUGUGCGCUCAGUGCGGGAAAGACAUGAAUCACCUGAAGGAAAUUCAUUCAGCCGUCUUAUCUCUACAGAGAGCCCAACAGGACAUACACAGAAACCUCAGUGCUCUGAACAAAAAGUCCUUCCACAGGAAGGUCUCUUCUGAAAGCUUCCUCCUGGACUCUCGCUGUUGGUUUCUCCUCUGCAUCUUUCUUACGUGUCAACUAUUCAUUAAUUAUGUCUUCAAAUAAAAUCACUACGUUUGGCAGCAAUAAUGAUUACUGGCUGCAGGAGGGGGGCCACUCACGCAAGGAGCCCAGCGAGGCACCAAAGCACUUUAGAACCAACGCGGCAGAGGUGGAAGAAAGUUGAAAAACGAGGUUAAAAAGGGACCUAGGAACCUGCAAAACUUUGUUCCUGCAGACUGUGUCAGUUUUGCCUUUUACAUGUACAUCUUCAAGGACCUCUUAACCUGUAUGGGCCUUAAUGCUGAAGCCAAAUGUAGCUUUAAUUGUGCAAUUUGUUUUCUAUGUCUUGUCAUUUUCUGAUGCAAUUAAUAAUUACCCAGCAGCAUUGGUACCCCCAAAAUGGUAAACACCCCAGCAUUUUGGAAAGCUCACGCCGGCCUGGUUCAUAGCUCUACGAGUGAGGGAGGGCAGUUGGGGAGCUGUAAAGAACCGAUGUCCACGGUGCCUGUCCGGCUGCCUUUAAUUAUGCGAGGGAGCACACUUCAUCCAAAAAAUCCACCCCCGGGAUAUUAAGUCAUGAUCUGUUUUGUCAGCACACACAGAAUGGGACCUCAGGAUGUGUUUUAUUUUCCAUUCCACAGGAACUGUAAAUAUGCACAAUUUCCUAGAGCCAUUCCUCUUUAGGAAAUGAGAAGUAUUCAGUGAAAGCUCCUUGUUUGUUUAUGGAGCUGAGUGGUAUCCUGGACCGGGCCCAUCGAGUGUAACAUCAGACACACCUGUCAUAAAACCUGGUCACUUACAAUUAUUGUUAUUAUUUGCUAUAUGGCUGUUUAUAAUAUCACACACUAGCAUUGUAGAGAGGCAUCCACUGCCCCAGGAUAGGUGAGAAGGAUGGGAGCGGUGUACAUGUACGUGUGUUCGGUCGUAGGCACAUUUAUUGUCAAAGGUCAGGAAGGAGGAAGGGUUUUGCCACUGCAUUGUUCAACUCUGUUAAUAGUCUUCCUAUUUUACACCAUUUUUUAAAGAUUUGCAAUAUUUUCUGUAGACUGCGGACAAUACUAAGCCUUUCUUUUCUGGCCUGAAGUAGUUCCAAGUGGUAAGUACUGCUAUAUAUACAGCCUUAAAAUACUUAGUGGUGGUGCCAGUCUGGGCUAUCUUUCAAUGUAAAUGUUUCCAAAUUUUUAAGUACAUUCCUCGUCAUAUUCCCCAGUUAGGGGAAACCUGUUUGUGCUUGAUAUGUUGAAAUAAAACUACACACAA